CUUUCACCUUGUGCAGUUGGUCAUGUCCGGUUCCUAGAUCCUAUGUCCUCGCAUGAGAAGUCGAAGAAAGGCUACUUUGUGUAGAUGGCAGACUCGGUAGCCAGACUGAGAGGUCCCCCAAAGGCUCCCAAAGCUGUGCCUGGAAGUGAGGAGUCUAGGAAUGGCAAUGAGGCUGACACUUCAAAGGACUAUGCUUCAGACAUGGAGGAGUAUGCUAAACAGAUGCAGAGACCUGACAGGCCUUGUCACAAGCCAUGUGACUCCCUCUUCUCCAAUCAGAGCGGUUUCCAUAACUACCGUGGACUGCUUAAUGACUGCAUACUGCUACUGGUAUUAUCAAACUCAAAAAGUGCUUUUGAAAAUCUCAUCACGUAUGGUUUUCUGGUGAAUCCCCUAAAGUGGGUGUAUGUGUUGGUCAACAAAGGUGGAGAUUCGGCAUUCGGACUGGUAGCAAUCAGCUGGAUGUUUCCGUUAGCAGUACUGCUCAUAGAGCAAGCUAUGGCCAAAGGUCGAUUGUCCCAGCGUAGCCUGCUGGCCUGCCACAUUCUCAAUCUACUAGUGAUGCUAUUAUUACCAGUGGUCGUGGUGUUCCUGUCCCAGGCAGGACCAUUGGGGUCCUUCUUUGCGCUGAUCGUGUACACUGUGAUCUUCCUCAAGCUCAUCUCUUACACGCAAGUCAACUGGUGGUGCAGAAACAGCCCCGAACAAACCAAAACAGAUUCAAAACAGAAGAUGAAGAUGGUUCAGUAUCCUGAUAAUUUGAAUGUGAAAGAUCUAAUGUAUUUCCUGUGUGCACCAACACUGUGCUAUGAGCUCAACUUCCCUCGAACUAAGCGUAUACGCAAGAUCUUCGUUCUUAGACGUACACUAGAGGCUAUCUUCAUCAUCAACAUCCAAAUGGCAAUUUCCCAGCAGUGGUUGUUGCCCAUAGCACUAGAUUCCCUGGAGCCAUUCAAGGACAUGGAGUGGGUCAUCAUGAUACAAAGAGUCCUUGUGCUCGCACUGCCCAACCACCUGUUCUGGCUGCUGGGGUUCUACUACAUAUUCCAUUCCCUCAUGAACCUCUCUGGAGAACUACUGCAAUUUGCUGACAGGAAAUUUUAUGGGGACUGGUGGAACUCAGACACUAUCGCUCGCUUCUGGCGCACCUGGAACAUCCCUGUUCACCGCUGGGCUUCAAGGCACAUUUACAACCCUCUUGUGAGUCUUGGCUAUGGCAAAAUGACGUCUCAGUUUGCUGUGUUUCUCUUCUCUGCAUUCUUUCAUGAGUACUUGGUGAGUAUCCCACUUCAAAUGCUGCGCCCUUGGGCAUUUGUCAUGAUGGUAUCACAGAUACCUCUGGGCCUGCUUACAAACCUCCCAUUCAUGAGGGGACAAAUUGGCAACAUUAUGGUGUGGAUUGGCAUUGUCUUGGGACAGCCCCUGGCAAUUCUCAUGUACCUACAUGACUACUACUGGAUUCACUGGGCCCCUUUAGAAGAUUCAGUAGUCAAUGCAACGAACUUUAUGUAAUGACGUGGCAGCUUUAAUUUCAAAUUGAGUGUGUGAUUUCCCUUAAGUUUGAGUUUCAUUGCUACAGUUAUGUAAUUUUUAUAUUGCAUGGUGUUCCCCAUUUAUUCUUGAUAGUUUAUUUUCAUAAUCACAAAAA
Halichondria panicea is the source of this 1648-nucleotide messenger RNA. Its product is annotated as diacylglycerol O-acyltransferase 1-like. Gene Ontology annotation, cellular component: endoplasmic reticulum membrane. Bases 85 to 1512 code for a protein of 475 amino acids. The record is from RefSeq and is a predicted model, not a curated record. Gene Ontology annotation, molecular function: diacylglycerol O-acyltransferase activity. Gene Ontology annotation, biological process: triglyceride biosynthetic process. The transcript has 15 exons. NCBI's taxonomy places the organism in Eukaryota, Metazoa, Porifera, Demospongiae, Suberitida, Halichondriidae.